UUUCGUAAACCCAUAGUGCGCUUCAUAUCUUUUUGGCGCCAAAAUGGCGGCUGAUUCGUUCACCAACAUGUUGUUGAGAAACAUCGGCGAUUCUCACGUGAGUUUUGUUUACUAACCGGAAAAGGGACUUGAGAAUGGCUUCUAAACCUUUCACCCCAGAGGAGACAAGGAGUAUUGUCCAGUCUUUGCAGAAACCUGCUGUGUUCCUGAACAUGACCGCAGACUGGCCAGCAUUGCAAUGGACCGUAGAGCACCUGUCAUCAAGACUUACAGAGAGAAUGCGUUUCCGUAUAGGGAAAAGGACUGCGGAUAGUGCUCCUCUUUUUGAAACUGACUGCUCCUACAUUGAUGCAACCCUUAAAGAGUUUCUUUGCUGGACUGCAAAAGAUGGUGAAUCAAAUGUUGGGCCAUUUUCUGCCUAUCACAACAAAGAAUUCUGGGCUUAUGCUGAUUACAAGUAUAUUGCCCAGCUUUUCCAGGACAAACCUGCUAUGUUUAAGGAUGUGGUAUGGUCAGACUUUGGCUUUCCCGGCCGUGAUGGACGAGAUAGCACGCUUUGGAUCGGCACACAGGGUGCUAACACUCCAUGCCAUCUUGAUUCCUAUGGUUGCAAUCUUGUCUUCCAGGUCCAAGGCAGAAAACGAUGGCAUCUCUUCCCCCCUGACGACACAUCUUGCCUCUACCCAACACGUAUACCAUACGAGGAGUCUAGUGUGUUCAGUCAGGUCAGUGUAGUCCAUCCUGACCAGAAGAAGUUUCCGGCUUUCAGAAGAGCUCAAGUUCACACAGUCACUCUGAAGCCUGGUCAGGUUCUGUUUGUCCCCAGACACUGGUGGCACUAUGUGGAGUCGUUGGACCCUGUGACCAUCAGUGUGAACUCCUGGAUUGAGAUGGAUAUGGAUGAUGAGGCCAGAGUAGGAGAAGCUCUUACUAAGACCAUUGUGUGUGCCCUGAAAAGUGCACCCAGCUUAAACAAUGACGACCAAUGGCUCAAUCCUACCGAGGAUGGAGUCUCUUCUCAUGAUGAAAACAUGCAGUAUUUGAACCUAGCUAUAAAGGCCUGUAUGGAUAAGAAGAGAGACAAUACUGAAGGUUCAUCCUUGCAUUCAGAGCAACCUAGGGUAGGGUCUGGAAAACGUGACUACAGUGGACAGAUCAAGACUUCAGUGUCUGACCAGUCCCCUUCCUUCGUGAUUCCCUUUGGCCCUCAUCUUAUUCCUGUCAUUUGUGAGGUACAUUUGGCUCAUAAACCCAGAUGCACCUGCCUAAAGGACACAUCUUGUUGUAGGCAUAAUGAUUUCUUACUGUGCCAAAGUAGACCACAAUCUCAAGAUAAACCUGAUAAAGAUGAACCUAGAGGUGAAAAUGAAUAUUGUCAAAGUUUAGGUCAGCAUGCAUAUCAGGAAACAGGAAGUGCAGGGACAUCAGAUGGACCGGCAGGAGGUGCUGGUGUAUACAUAUCCACCAAUGACCUGCUAGAGUGCAUGGUACACCCUGAUGUCAUCACCCUGGUUACAAGACUUCUAAUGUGCCGACAAAGAGAACUUAACUCUUGAUAAACUGUGUUGUGUUUAUUUUCUUUUUAGCUGGAUGAGCACAAUGUUUCUAAAUAUAAAUAAACUAUAUAAUGUUGAUUA
Messenger RNA from Xyrauchen texanus (razorback sucker), 1637 nucleotides. RefSeq names its product hspb associated protein 1 (gene hspbap1). Lineage: Eukaryota; Metazoa; Chordata; Actinopteri; Cypriniformes; Catostomidae. The record is from RefSeq and is a predicted model, not a curated record. Gene Ontology annotation, molecular function: 2-oxoglutarate-dependent dioxygenase activity. The transcript is spliced from 8 exons. The coding region runs from base 135 to 1556 and encodes 473 amino acids.